Messenger RNA from Amoebophrya sp. A120, 2829 nucleotides. The record is from the annotation of a GenBank genome assembly. Lineage: Eukaryota; Dinophyceae; Syndiniales; Amoebophryaceae.
AAAACAUGAAAAAAUGAUGAAGGACCGAUGAAAAACAGCAAAGAGUGUAGUAUUCCAGCACUUUUUUAUCAUCCAGCCAACCACCGUAUUUACGUAUAUUUAUGGAACACGAACAUUCUCCCGGAACCAAAAAUAAGCCAUGACCUCCUCCUCUCAGAAAAUAAGCCUGGACCCGAAGAACUACAUUACAAAAAUGUACGACCAGACCCAAGAUAAAACGAACCAGGUCUCCACCCCGUCUCCCGACCUGAUCCGUCUGGCCGCGAAUAUCAGCACCUAUUUGACCCGACACGGCUGUCCCGACCGCGCGUUCUCCGGCUUUCCGGGGGAAGAUAUCCAGGAAAUCGCCUCCAAUGUGCCCAUCCGCCACAGCAAGCCGCAGUUUGCGGGCGACGGUUGGUUUCUGGGGUACUCCGCGAAACACGCCCCGGGAAGUCUGUGGGUGGUCUUUCGGGGGUCCGCAAGUCCGGUGGAUUACGAGCUGGACCACAUGAUGGGCUGGAAAAAAUGCUUCUGCUUUCUGCGGGUCGGCGAGGAGGGUCGGGGUCAGGAUCAGGUUGACGGUGCGACGAAGGAUCUUCAUCCCGGUACGACGAGCAGGAGGACGUUCUUGUCGGAGGUGAAUAAAAAAUCCAGUUCGACGACGACGGGGGUUGAAAAAGAAAUUCAAGGUGAUGAAGGAGCUGAACUGGUGGUUGACGCUGUUCUGUCAGACUCCUCUACCAUCGCGUCAUCCUCCGACCACAACUCUGCCCCGGGAACGCCAGUUGGGAACAAGAACAGCGCGGGAGAUGAAGUCAGGACGUCGCCUUUCUCAUGCCAAACCCGGAGCAGCAGCUACUGCAGCACAAUCUUUUCUUCGACGUCCACCUGUGCGCAACUACAGAACCAGAACACGGUAGAAGUUGAAGAUUCUUUUUCACCACCUCCGGACGCUAAUACAGACCGGCAACCGCAGGGUAUUCCUCUGUCAAACAGUGAGAAAACUACCACCACUGCCGACGAAGAAAACACCCUCGGCAUCGUGCCCGGCUUCGCGCUCAAGUUCACCGCUGUGGUGAGAGAUAUGCUGUCGGGGGCGAAAAACGAAAACGUGCGAGAAAAGCUGUUCAAUUUUCGGCAAGAACAUUUACAGGGCGCCCAAUUCGACCAUGUGAUCAUCGCGGGCUUCAGUUUGGGCGGCGGCGUCGCGACGCUGGCGCACUUAUUCUGCAACGUGUCGGAACUUAUGACGUCGUUGCGGGACGUCGUGGUGCCACAUCACGAAAAGGCAGAUAUUAUUAAGGCCCCUAGCGUCGAUCAACAGCACCUCCACCUCCUCGGCGGUCCGAACUUGGAAUCCCGGUUGGAAGCCGAGAACGACACCAUCGGACUGGAUUUUCUACACGCGGCACAAGCGCUGGAAGGGGUGUUUCGCGAAAAUGUGAAGGAUUUUGACGGCACGGCAAAAAUUGGCAAAAAUUCUGCAGACAAAAUUACCAGCCUCAUCCUGGGUUCCGUACCACCUUUGUCGUUCAACACGCACGGGAUGUCGAAAGCAAGGCAGUUCGGCCGCGCUUGUCGGAGUUUUUUGAUGAAGAAGAAGUUCGAUGAAAGGCAUUGGGAGUUGCAGAAUUCGAUGCUACAAGCAUCUUUCGCCGAAAAAAGUGAUUCCUUUCUGGCGAAAAGGUUGAGGCCGCAGAGUUGCUGUUCUUUUGACAGCAGGGGUUUUAGUGGUGGAGAUAACGGUAGUACAGAUCAUACUACUUCUUCUCCCCCGAAGGUACUAGCGCUAUCAGCUCCGACACCUUCGACAAGUCCCCCUCCCGGUUCCUUUUUCUACGUGUAUAACCAAGACCCUGUACCCCGUUCCGGCAAGCUCUUAUCCAGAAUUUUCGGGACCCGGGUGUGCCACGCCCCGUUCCAGGCCGGGAAGUUUCUGGUGCCGGCGAGCGUUCUAAACGGUGUUGAACACGCUGUGGUGCAAGUACCAGCAGAGAGAAAUUCCUGCGCUCCGAAAUGCGCGAAACGGAACACCAGAACCAGUAGCACAACACCGGGAAAAAAUUAUACGGGCAGCCACAAGAAUCACCCGUCCAAAAGUAUCACAGCGACACGCUGCGCGGAGCUCCAAACUAGUACACUUGUCCAUCCUGCGCAGCAGCAGCAGCAGGCAACAAAUCGUUCUUGUGCCAAAGAAAUAUUAAGCGACACAACUUCAAGGAUCGUCACCCCCGUGCAGCUGGCGCACCAAAGUAGUAAAAACUACGUCGAGCUCACCCUCCUGUCCCCGAACGACUUGGAUACCGGUUCGACCUUCCUUCCCCGCAUUUUCCGUUUGUUCAAACGAGACCACGCGACCUCGAACGACGCUUGGAUACUGCACAACAGCUGUUUGUUGGCGGGGAAUUCAUCUUCACAGGCGAGCGCGAGGAAGCAGCCACAGGAGGAGCUGCAGGAGCCAGAGAAGGCCGAAAAAUGCUCGUAGUUCUUGGUGGAUAAUAUUUUUUUGUGUAGAAGUAGACGACACGUCAGCCUCAGCCCGAUAGCACGACCAAUAUAUACAACGCCGAAACAUUUUCAGCCCCGUAGAAGUAAGUACCAAGAGCACGACGCCGGUUUUGUUUGUAUGAUCGCAUUGUGAGUACUAUUAGAACUACGACUUAAAGUAUUUUUACCUUAUCCUGAUAGCACAUGCACAAGUGUUGAAAUCAUUUUUGAUUCGCAAGUAAAGGACGAGUGCGAGGAUCUUGAAGAAGGCAACUUUUGGUGUAAGAUCUGGAAACAAGCAACUUUUGGGGUAUUGUGCCUGUAAAGCUAAAGCAUCACAGAUCGCAGCUUGGAUCCAAG